AUGGGAUGUGUCCAGCUAGGUUUGGGAAGAGGUGGAGGACUUGAAGGUACUGCAGACCUUGGGUUUGCUCCCAAGAGGUCAUCAGUUCAAGUUGCCUCAUGGCCACUGGAAGGCGACCAAGACGACGAGAAGAUACUUGUUUACAAGCAUGAAAGCAAUGGGAGUCUCGACAAACUUUUACAUAGCAAAGAUCUGAACUGGAUCCAGCGUCUUCGGAUUUGCUUAGACGCUGCCCAUGGGUUGAAGUACCUUCAUGAUGAUGUUGGACCUCAAUAUAGAGUCAUCCAUCGUGAUAUCAAGAGCUCAAACAUCCUAUUGGAUGAUAAUUGGAAAGCCAAGAUUUCGGAUUUUGGGUUGUCCAAAAUAGGUCCUGCAAAUGUGCCAUUUACCUUUCUUAUCUCCAAAGCUUGUGGCACAAUAGGAUAUGUUGAUCCAGAAUACGUAAAAACCGGUGUUCUCUCACAAAAAUCUGAUGUUUUUUCUUUUGGGGUUGUAUUGUUUGAAGUCUUGUGUGGAAGGCUAGCCCAUGGUGUACAGUAUCAAGAUGAAAGUCAAGUCUUGUAUAAAUUGGUCAAACAUCAUUAUGAAAAGGGCACAUUAAAAGCUAUCAUUGAUUAUAAUCUACAAAAACAGAUAGACUCAGUUUCCUUAAGUAGAUUUUCAGCAAUUGCCUACAAAUGCUUGAUGAAACGUAGAGAAGAUCGCCCAACAAUGAGUCAAAUUGUGGAACAACUACAAAAGGCUUUGAAUUACCAACUAGCAGCAGCAAGUGGAUGGCCUGGUUCUGCUCUUCAACAAGGACCUUCAACUUCCAAGGACAACAUGACACAAUCAGGAUCAACAUCCUCGUCGCCUUCUCGCUCCACUCACGUCACUGCUUCUCCAUUAUGGACUUAUGAUGUUUUUAUCAGUUUUGGAGAACCAGACGCAGACGAUACUUUUGUGGAUCAUCUAUACUUGGCUCUUCGACAAAAAGGGAUUUACUAUUACAUGGAUGACAAGACACUUGACGGGGAUGAAUCCAUCAUCACUCUUUCGCACUUCAAAGCCAUAAGAGAAUCACAGAUUGUCCUCAUCAUAUUUUCCAAGAACUAUGCCAGUUCAUCUCGGUGCUUGAAUGAACUUGCAUAUGUUAGAGGGAAACGGAAACUCGUUAUACCCAUAUACUUAAAGGUGCAGCCCAUGGAGGUCCGUGAACAAAGUGGGGAAUUCGGAGAAGCAUUUACUAUCCACAAGUCCAACAUAAGCAAAGUUGAAUCAUGGAUUAAUGCACUGAUGGAUGCAACUUCAGUUUCUGGUUUUAUUACAAGUAACGACACCAGGACGAUAGUCAUCAAAAGUAUUGUUGACACCAUUUCGCCUAGAUUGCUUCGCUCAAAGUUAAUGUCGAGUAAUAAAGCAUGUGGAAUUAUUAGAGGAAUGACUCGCAUGCAAGAUUUGGAAUCACACCUACAAGUUGGGUCUGAUGGUGUUCGCAUGGUUGGAAUAUGUGGGACUUGGGGUACUGGGAUCAAGUGAAUUAUGCGACGAUGCAUCAAGGGGAGUAUGCCACGAUGAUGCUGUUCACGAAGGACUUUCAACUUCUCUUCGUGACCAAGGACCUUCAGUUUUCGUGAUAAACGAUCUUAAACCAAGGUUAAAGCAGCUUUAUACUCUAAAAGGACACCUGGAAUCAGUGAUAGAGCUUAAGGGUCUUGAUAUCGAAAACAUUGACCAAAGCUACUCACUUUAGAGUCACCAAAAAGAUUACGCAAUUAACUAAUCAUGCAUGACUGUUUUUAAUGGAGAUCACCAUGACGAAGAAUAUGUGGGAAUAAUGUAGCAGACGAGAUCUAACUACGGCAAAGUCAAUGUAUUUUAUCUACUUCAGUCUCAUGCAUUCAAAGAAUAUACAUACUACUAUAUGUUCGAGUUACGAUUGAAUCCAAGAUAAAUAAUUGUGUAUGCAUAAAGUACAACACUUUGAACAAGAAAUGAGACCGGGAGAUGACCAUCUUUUGGAGAUCAAUUGAUCAUGUAA
Cynara cardunculus var. scolymus (artichoke) is the source of this 2020-nucleotide messenger RNA. Its product is annotated as probable LRR receptor-like serine/threonine-protein kinase At4g29180. NCBI's taxonomy places the organism in Eukaryota, Viridiplantae, Streptophyta, Magnoliopsida, Asterales, Asteraceae. Gene Ontology annotation, cellular component: plasmodesma; plasma membrane. Gene Ontology annotation, biological process: signal transduction; protein autophosphorylation. The coding region runs from base 1 to 1518 and encodes 505 amino acids. Gene Ontology annotation, molecular function: transmembrane receptor protein tyrosine kinase activity; ATP binding. The record is from RefSeq and is a predicted model, not a curated record. The transcript is spliced from 7 exons.